AUGGACUCCAGUCGUAAGCGAGCUUCAUUGGCAUGCAAUCAUUGUCGAAGGCGAAAACGACGCUGCAAUGGCGUGGUUCCCUCGUGCGGUCUGUGUGAUGAUUCCGGCGUCGAAUGUGUGUACAACGAAGCCGAGUCUUCAAGGCCGCGAGGGGAGACUUCCUCGUCCGAGUUCUUUCGACGUCUCGAUGCAGUUGAGACAUUUCUAUGGAAUAACCCCAGGUUCCCGCCAACACCCCAAACAGGAGAAACCAGAAAUGGAUUUUCGUUCCCCGUUGCACCCUCAGAGAAUGACAGGGUCGACUUCCAAUCAUCUAUGUUGAUCUCUUCCCCGUCACGACCACCACCGGCGGAUGUUUCUCAACUCAUUAGUGCGAAUUCACCUUUCAUGCCACCCGAACAUGAUAUUCCUCCCAUGAGUAUUCCAAUUGGACACACCACUACAACAGAAUAUAUGCUCCAUAUGAAUAAAGUGAAGACGCUCUUUGGCGAAUUUCCACCGGAUCUGUUCAUCCGCGCCGAAUCCAAACGGCAUAUGCCGCACAAAAUAUCCCUCGUUCCAGGAUCAAUUGCCACCGAUCAAUUGCCUGAUCUUGAUCAAGCGCAUAGCUACCCACUUGUUGAGGCCUAUUUCAAAUACGUCCACAUGGAAAUGCCAAUUCUCAACAAGGAUCAGUUUUUAGGCCUCUAUGAUCGCCAUGUCAGGUCGGGCUUGAGGGUUGACUGUGACUCGGCAUUAUGCCUCGCAGUGCUUGCGUUGGGCUCUGCUGCCCUCGAGCAGAUUGAUCCGACAAAAUCUACAUCACCAUACUGGGUACCUGGAGAAGACUAUAUUUCGCCGGCACUACAAAUUUUGAUGAACGAAUAUCUGCUGUCGUUUUGUCCGACAAUCACCCUUCCUCAAAGUUUGAUUUUGAUAUCAAAAUAUUUUGGAUUUCUUUUACGCCCUCUGCAAUCGUGGAAGCUGAUCCACAUGGCUUCUACUAGCAUCCAGUAUUUGAACAGCCGAAGCCAAGCUUCACCUGAUAAUUAUGAGCUCAAAUCCAGCAUAAUCCUCCUCUCCUGGGCAGCAUUCGACACCGAGUGCGAUUUGAUCGCCGAACACCACUUACCACGAAGUGGCAUUGAGCAUGUGAUAGAUCUUACCCCUUUCCCAAGCUUUACAGACCACCAAGCUCAAGAAACAAACCUUUUUCUCGCAGAGCUGUCCGUUCGUCGUCUCCUCAAUCGGGUGCAUCACACCAUGUACGCCAGUGACUGGACGAGGCGCAGCCUCGGUCUCCAGCCCGCUUCAAGUGAUAGUCCAUCUUAUGACUUUCAAUCACUCUCAAAUAUCCUGAGUGUAUCCCAAGAGCUUGACCGACAACUGGAUAACUGGUUUGAGCUAUUGCCACAAACAAUCAAGCCCGAUAUGAAUGAUCCAUCUCGGUUCACUGGUCUACGCGUCAACAUGCUCCACCGGUUUCACUCCGCCAAAGAUAUCAUUACGAGGCCAUUUCUUCUCUGUGCUCUUGAUUUAUCGCCAGAAACAGAGAUCCCACCUAUGAUACUCCAGCAGUGCGAAGCAAGCAUUGUAAACUGUCGCGCUUAUCUAGAGGCUUCAACGCGCAGACUGAUGUGUCCUACAUCUUGCGCAGAAAUCAUUAUUCAUACAAUGUUUUCUUCAAUCAUACUGCUAACUCUGAGUUCUGUCAGUCCCGCUUUGGCACAUCUUGCUCUAGACAUCGAUGACUUGCAGAAAAACACAAUUAGUACAAUUGAGAGAUUCGCGGUGGUCGGAUCCUCGAUUGAAGAGAUACAUGGCAUUGUUCUGCUACUACACAGCAAGACUCGAAUCUUGAGACGGGCAAUGAAUCAUUCAUAA
This is a messenger RNA of Penicillium salamii, 1863 nucleotides long. The record is from the annotation of a GenBank genome assembly. NCBI's taxonomy places the organism in Eukaryota, Fungi, Ascomycota, Eurotiomycetes, Eurotiales, Aspergillaceae.